Messenger RNA from Dovyalis caffra, 1062 nucleotides. The record is from the annotation of a GenBank genome assembly. Lineage: Eukaryota; Viridiplantae; Streptophyta; Magnoliopsida; Malpighiales; Salicaceae.
AUGGCAGUAAAGCUCCACCACUUUUUUUCACCCAUUAAAGAUUACAAAUUCAAGGACUUUCCUUCAUUUUCUUUAAUCACCGUUCAUUCUGAAGCAAAACCAAGCAACUACACUGAGGUUCCUUCUACUUGUUCUUGUCUCUCAUCCAAGUUCUUAAAGUACCCUUUUCAGCUGCAGGGUGGUGGUUUUGGAAGUAGUAUUAGUCGAGUAAGAGCUUCUCGACCAGAUGAAACAGUCUUGUCUGAUGAUGGAAAGAAAAAGCGACGAGAAGAAUAUAGCGACGGUGAUGAUGACGAUGAUUACUCGUCGAGAAAAGGUAAGGUGAAUGACCCCUAUCUGAUGGGUGCUGAAGAGAGACGGGAGUGGAGAAUGAAGAUUAGAGAAGUGAUGAAAAAGCAUCCUGAUGCGGAUGAGGAUGAGCUUGAUUCUGAAGAAAAGAGGAUAAAGAUGGAAAAGCUUCUGGCUGAUUACCCCCUUAUUGUGGACGAGGAUGACCCUGACUGGCCUGAAGAUGCUGAUGGACGGGGGUUUAGUUUGGAUCAAUUCUUCAACAAGAUUACUAUCAAGAAUAAGAAGAAGGACGACGAUGAUGAGAAUUAUGAUAGUGAUAAAGAAAUUGUGUGGCAAGAUGAUGAUUACAUCCGUCCAAUCAAAGACUUAAUUACUGCAGAAUGGGAGGAGGCUGUGUUCAAAGAUAUCAGUCCCUUGAUUCUCUUAGUACAUAAUCGCUAUAAGAGACCAAAGGAAAAUGAAAAAAUUCGAAACGAACUGGAGAAGGCUGUGCACAUCAUUUGGAACUGCAGACUACCUUCACCAAGAUGUGUUGCAAUUGAUGCUGUUGUUGAGACUGAUUUGGUCUCUGCUCUAAAAGUUUCUGUCUUCCCAGAAAUUAUUUUUACUAAAGCAGGAAAGAUCUUAUACCGUGAGAAAGCUGUUCGAACUGCAGAUGAAUUUUCAAAAAUAAUGGCAUACUUCUAUUAUGGAGCUGGCAAGCCACCGUGUUUGAAUGACAUUGGAGAUAGCCAGGAAUUGAUCCCAUCUGUUCAUGUAAGCAGUCAAUAA